AUGAAUCGUUCCUCAUCCUCUGGCUCACGCGCCCGCCAAUCCUCCCAACAGCCUACACCCCUCCGUCCCCAAUCCACGCGCCGUCCGUCCUCGCGCCCCAAUCAGCCCUCACGCUCCACGUCUUUUGCACCUUCUCUCCGGCGGCGCACAACAGGCCAAUCCUUCCUGUCCCUCGACCCUGACCAUGAUGACCCGGAGGCUGCAGAAACUACACAUACUGAUGCGGCCAUUGUCGAAGAGAUAGCAGAGAUCAAGCGGUAUGAAGACUUCACAACGAUAGACUGGGUUCAAGACGCUGCCCGCGAACAAUUGCGACGGAAAGCGCGCCGGCGUGAAAGAGAUAGCAUCGGUGUGCGGAAAGAUGGCAGGACCGCGAAAGUGUUCCUAGGCCGAGGACAAGGGAAAUGGAGGCGGAAGAUCGCCGAAGCAUACGAUGCAGGCCAAGCGUGGAUUGUCGUUACGCUUGUUGGCGCUGCGAUAGGUCUCAACGCGGCCUUCCUCAAUAUCAUCACUGAAUGGCUGAGUGAUAUCAAACUGGGACAUUGCACUACGGCCUUUUACCUCAAUGAGAGUUUCUGUUGCUGGGGUGCCGAAGGUGGUUGCCCUGAGUGGAAACGCUGGAGUGGAUUCUGGCCAGCGAAUUACGUUCUUUACAUCAUGUUCGCAGCUCUGUUCUCCUUUACCGCGGCAAGGCUGGUCAAGAGCUUCGCACCGUAUGCAGCUGGUUCGGGCAUCUCAGAGAUGAAGUGCAUAAUCGCGGGCUUCGUUAUGAAGGGCUUCCUAGGCUUCACCACGCUUUUCAUUAAGUCGAUUGGCCUGCCACUGGCUAUUGCGUCGGGGCUGUCGGUCGGCAAGGAAGGGCCUAGUGUGCACUAUGCCGUAUGUACGGGUAAUGUGAUCAGUAGGUUCUUCGACAAGUACAGAAGGAAUGCGGCCAAGACGAGGGAGAUCUUAUGUGCGAGUGCGGCAGCAGGUGUAGGUGUAGCAUUUGGAAGUCCAAUUGGAGGUGUGCUUUUCUCACUUGAGGAGAUGAGCAAUCAGUUUCCACUCAAGACGCUUUGGAGGAGUUAUUUCUGUGCGCUAGUCGCUACGGCAGUUCUGGCUGCUAUGAAUCCCUUCCGAACAGGCCAGCUCGUCAUGUUCAACGUCUCGUAUGACCGCUCCUGGCACUUUUUCGAAACCUUCUUCUACAUCAUCAUCGGUGUCUUUGGCGGCCUCUAUGGUGCUUUCGUCAUCAAAUGGAAUCUCAGGAUGCAAGUCUUUCGCAAGAAGUAUCUUUCGGCAUACCCCAUUACAGAGGCUGUUACGCUAGCUGUCAUCACUGGUGUUAUCUGCUAUCCGAACAUGUUCUUAAGGAUCGAUAUGACAGAGAGUAUGGAGAUUCUGUUCCAGGAGUGUGAGGGUGACAAGGGCUAUGACCGUCUUUGUGAUGCGAACCAUCGCUGGCACAAUGUUGGAACCCUUGCCAUUGCAACGGUCCUACGCACCCUGUUGGUCGUUAUAUCGUUCGGGUGUAAAGUGCCUGCUGGCAUCUUCGUGCCUAGUAUGGCCAUCGGCGCCGCUUUUGGUCGUAUGGUCGGUAUCUGCGUUCAAGCUCUGCACGAAUCUUUCCCUGGCUCAGCUUUCUUCUCGGCCUGCGAUCCAGAUGGAGCUUGUAUCACACCAGGCACCUACGCCUUCCUCGGCGCAGCGGCGGCUCUCAGUGGCAUCAUGCACAUCACGGUUAGCGUCGUGGUCAUCAUGUUCGAGAUCACCGGCGCAUUGACAUACAUUCUCCCCACAAUGAUAGUCGUGGGUGUUACAAAAGCAGUUAGCGAACGUUUUGGUCAUGGCGGAAUCGCAGACCGCAUGAUCUACCUGAAUGGCUAUCCGUUCCUCGACAGCAAAGAAGAACACACCUUUGGUGUUCCUGUUAGCCAAGUCAUGUCCAGCCGCGUGGUCUGUCUACCAUCCACAGGUAUGGAACUUCGUCAGAUGGAACGUCUAAUGAAUGAAAACGCCUACCAAGGCUACCCCAUUGUGGAGGACAUGAAGACGAAGACACUCGUCGGCUACAUCGGCCGAACAGAACUACGCUAUGCUAUUGAUCGCGCCAAAAUCGAACAGCAGGCUCCGGGUCACGCAAAAUGUUAUUUCACAUCUUCUUCUCCUGCUAGCAACACCAGUUCCCGAGCUGCAAGCGGCACAGCAGCAUCAGCACCCAACACAACGUUUGACUCCAUACCCACAACCUCUUCUCAGACCUCGUUAGACUUCACCCGCUAUAUCGAUCCAACACCACUCUCAGUGCAUCCCCGCCUACCCCUCGAAACCGUUAUGGAGCUGUUCAAGAAAAUGGGUCCACGGGUCGUUUUGAUCGAAUAUCGCGGCCGUCUAACUGGUCUAAUUACCAUCAAGGACUGUCUGAAGUACCAGUUCAAAGUUGAGGCCGGAGGUGGACACGGUGGUGGAACAGGGAAUGGCGAUGAGGGUAUGGAGAGACUAGCGAGUUGGGGGAGGACAGUGGUAAACUGGGGCAGAAGGAGAAUCGGCUUGAAGGAAGUGGGUGAGGUUAGGUUGGCAAGUCCUACGGCUGCGACUGCUAGGGAUGCGAGAGGUGUUAGGAGAGAGAGUGGUCACGAUGACAGAGUUGAUGGGACAUUUGCUGUCGGAGAUGGGGAUGACGAUGACGAUGAUAUUGGACGAGGUAGGGAUGUGGAGUUGGAGGAUAGAAGGAGAGACAGAUAG
Molecule: messenger RNA, 2727 nt
Organism: Alternaria arborescens
Lineage: Eukaryota; Fungi; Ascomycota; Dothideomycetes; Pleosporales; Pleosporaceae
Product: putative chloride channel protein
Exons: 2
Coding region: 1-2727 (908 amino acids)
Biological process (GO): transmembrane transport; intracellular copper ion homeostasis; chloride transport
Cellular component (GO): early endosome; endoplasmic reticulum; fungal-type vacuole
Molecular function (GO): voltage-gated chloride channel activity
Source: RefSeq, a predicted model, not a curated record